AUGGGCUCAACACAGAAAAAACAACUCAUCAUCAACGCGUUUGCCAUGCAAUCGCCCUCCCAUCUCAAUCCCGGUCUCCAUCGGUAUCCCACAGACCAAGGACCCAACUACAAAUCCAUCAAGAACUGGAUCGCUCUGGCACAGAAGCUGGAAGCAGCCAAGUUUCAUGCCAUUUUCUUCGCCGACGUGCUCGGUGGCUACGAUGUCUAUAGAGGUCCUGCCAACCUCGAGCCGACCAUCCCCGCCGGCGCACAAUUCCCCAUCAACGACCCCCUGUACAGUGUUUCGGCCAUGGCGGCCGCAACCGAGAGUAUCGGUUUUGGCAUCACCGCGUCGACAACAUACGAUGCUCCCUACGCUCUCGCCCGGCGGUUCUCAACGGUGGACCAUCUCAGUUACGGACGCGUGGGAUGGAACAUCGUCACCUCGUACCUGGACUCCGCGGCGCGGAACUUUGGUCUCAAUACGCAGGUGGAGCAUGAUGAGCGGUAUCGGAUAGCGGACGAGUAUCUGGACGUCACCUACAAGCUGUGGGAGGCCUCGUGGCGAGAUGGAGCUGUCAGCCACAAGGAUGGUGUGGCUGGAUACGCUGACCCCCAGGCUGUGAGGCAGAUCCAUCACCAGGGCAAGUAUUUCAACGUUCCUGGCCCGCAUCUCUGCGAGCCGAGUCCGCAGCGCACGCCAUUCUUGUUGCAAGCUGGCACCUCGUCGGCGGGCAAGACGUUCGCCGCCAAACACGCGGAGGCCAUCUUUCUGAAUGGGCAGAAGCCAGAGUUGGUGAGGACGUCGGUGGAUAGUAUUCGGUCGCAGGCGAAGGACUUUGGGAGAGAUCCUGCGUCGAUCAAGAUCAUCGCCGGCUUGCUGGUCAUUGUGGCCGAGACGGACGAAGCGGCGCAGGCCAAGUUCGAGGAGUUGGCCGGCUAUGGCGACACAGAGGGUGCCCUGGCGCUCUUUGGUGGAUGGUCGGGGUACGACCUGUCCAAGUACGGGGAUGAUCAGGACUUUCGCUUUGUCGAGCAGCCCGCCAUCCGCAGCAUGGUCAACCACUGGGCAAGUACAGUCCCUGGAACGGAUGGGAAAAAGUGGGACAAGAAGACAAUCGCCGAGUAUCUGCGUCUGGGUGGGAACGGAGCCAAGGUGAUUGGAAGUCCCCAGACGGUGGCCGAUGAACUGGAACGAUGGGUGGAAGUGGCCGACGUUGACGGAUUCAACUUCAGCUACGCCACCAUCCCAGGGACAUUUGACGAUAUCAUCACGUAUCUGCUGCCCGAACUGCGCCGACGGGGUCUUUUCUGGGAGGACUACACUGUGAGAGGAGGGACGCUGCGAGAGAACAUGUAUGGUCUGAAGGGCCAGAAUCGACUGCCAGAGGCGCAUCCAGGAGCCAAGUACUUCUGGAGGGAGGGAGAGGAAGUUCCUACAUAUGCAAGAGAAUAG
This is a messenger RNA of Aspergillus thermomutatus, 1437 nucleotides long. RefSeq names its product LLM class flavin-dependent oxidoreductase. Bases 1 to 1437 code for a protein of 478 amino acids. Gene Ontology annotation, molecular function: oxidoreductase activity, acting on paired donors, with incorporation or reduction of molecular oxygen; monooxygenase activity. The transcript has a single exon. The record is from RefSeq and is a predicted model, not a curated record. Lineage: Eukaryota; Fungi; Ascomycota; Eurotiomycetes; Eurotiales; Aspergillaceae.